Molecule: messenger RNA, 1315 nt
Organism: Elaeis guineensis (African oil palm)
Lineage: Eukaryota; Viridiplantae; Streptophyta; Magnoliopsida; Arecales; Arecaceae
Cellular component (GO): cytosol
Molecular function (GO): protein-folding chaperone binding
Source: RefSeq, a predicted model, not a curated record
UUCUCUUCCUUGAAAUCCAAACACUCGCAGACGAACCCCACCAAGUAGCAGAAGAAGAGCAGCAGGAAUUGCAGAGAGGAGGAAGCUAGGAGAUGGGAGUGGAUUACUAUAAGAUCCUCCAAGUCGACAAGAACGCCAAUGACGGAGACCUCAAGAAGGCCUAUCGCAAGCUCGCCAUGCGAUGGCACCCCGACAAGAAUCCCAACAACAAGAAGGUAGCUGAGGCCAAAUUCAAAGAGAUCUCCGAGGCUUACGAGGUUUUAAGUGAUCCCCAGAAGCGCGCCAUCUACGACCAAUACGGGGAGGAGGGGCUCAAGGGGCAGGUCCCGCCUCCGGAUGCCGGCGGGGCCUCCUUCUUCCCCGGCGGCGGUGGGGACGGGCCCACCGUGUUCCGCUUCAACCCAAGGAACGCCGACGACAUAUUCGCGGAGUUCUUCGGUUUCUCGAGCCCGUUCGGGGGCAUGGGAGGCGGCAUGAAGAAGGGUGGAACCAGGUUCUCCAGCUCGAUGUUUGGGGAUGACAUCUUUGGGUCGGCGUUUGGUGGCGGAGAGGGGCCGAUGAAUUCGCGUCAGCCCGAGAAGGCGGCGCCGAUCCAGAAUACGUUGCCAUGUAGCCUUGAGGAGUUGUAUAAAGGCACAACGAAGAAGAUGAAGAUCUCCAGGGUGAUUGCGGAUAUAAGUGGCAAAACAAUGCCAGUGGAGGAAAUCCUGACCAUUGAGAUAAAGCCUGGUUGGAAGAAGGGAACAAAGAUUACGUUCCCUGAGAAAGGAAACGAAGAGCCCAAUGUCAUUCCUGCAGACAUUGUUUUCAUCAUCGAUGAGAAGCCACAUCCUGUCUUCACAAGGGAAGGAAAUGAUCUGGUUGUGACAAAGAAAAUUUCUCUUGUGGAAGCUCUGACUGGGCAUACCGCCCAUUUGACAACAUUGGAUGGUCGCAGCCUCACCAUACCAAUAAAUUCUGUGAUCCAUCCCAGCUACGAGGAGAUUGUUCCUAGGGAGGGCAUGCCGAUACCGAAGGAUCCAUCCAAGAGAGGAAACCUUAGAAUCAAAUUCGACAUCAAGUUCCCAACAAGGCUUACUUCGGAGCAGAAAGCUGGAAUCAAAAGGCUGCUUGGUCCUUAAUCCUGAAGCGACUGGAGAGAGAAGUUUGUGAAUAUUUCUAGUGCGGCUUGGCUUGAUGGGCUUGAUGUAUUUAUAAGCUGAACAGGCUUUUGCAAGAGCUGUAUCUGAUAGCUGAGUAUAAACAUAAUUGUAACAUGAUCAUUUUUCAGUAAUAGAAAAAAAAUACAGAGAUGGUCUCUUAUUUUUUCCCAAAA